This is a messenger RNA of Centropristis striata (black sea bass), 3173 nucleotides long. Its product is annotated as equilibrative nucleobase transporter 1-like. Gene Ontology annotation, molecular function: transmembrane transporter activity. Lineage: Eukaryota; Metazoa; Chordata; Actinopteri; Perciformes; Serranidae. The record is from RefSeq and is a predicted model, not a curated record. Bases 240 to 1697 code for a protein of 485 amino acids. The transcript is spliced from 12 exons. Gene Ontology annotation, biological process: transmembrane transport.
UCUAUAUAAAGAAAGAGAGUGGAUCAAGAGCAGACAGGUGUGGUUUGUGAGGACACUUGGGGGGACCCAGAGAGACUGAACUGUGAGCACUAGAGAGCAAGUUAGAGAAUUACACAACUUACCUGUGCAUUUUACAAUUUCUAAAUGGCUGGUUUGAUUUAAAAACACGUUGGCACAUUUUAAUUGAUUCCUCUUCUUAAAAGUUUCAUGACCUACCAGUAUCUUAACAAAGAGGGACCAUGGCGGGUCUUGGGAAAAGCUUGGUGGUGCAGCAUGGCCUCACCUUUGCUACAGGUCUGGUGGAGUGUCUGUGUUUUGCUGGAGCCCUUUUUGGAUGGGCUUCGCUUGUUUUUGUACUGAAGAAAGAGGACUACUUCAGCUCUGAGUGCAUCAACACCACAACAGCCAAUGGAACAGACUUAGAUUGCAGUGGACAGGAUGAACAGUUCUCGCUUGUUUUCACUAUUGCUUCCUUUCUAUGCAUUUUCAUGACGCUGCCUAGUGGUUUCUUCUUUGAUUGGUUUGGGACCGCUGUGUCUAGGCUCAUUGCAAUAGUUCUUUACACAGCGGGUACCUUGUUGGUGGCCUUCUCGACUGCAGUUAUGUCCAACCUGCUCUUCCCAGCUCUCUCCUUCAUAGCAAUGGGUGGAAUACUGUUUCUAAUUACCAACAUGCCGGUGGGAAACCUGUUCGGCUCCCAUCGCUCCACCAUCAUCACUCUCUUUAACGGGGCCUUUGACUCAUCGUCAGCACUCUUUUUUUUUGUCAUCAAGCUGAUAUAUGAGGCUGGAAUCUCUGUCCGUGCCUCCUUCCUCUUCCUGUCCUCCUGCAGCGUCAUUCACCUGCUCAGGACUUUUUUCUUGAUGCCCAAAGACCACAUUCCCUACCCGUUGCCUGAUGACUACACAUACGGGCUACCCUGUGGUAAAUCAAAGACUCUGAGCUUAGAGCAGACAGCAGCCAAUGGUGACACUCAGAAGACAGCAGAGGAAAUUCCCCACAAAGACGUCAGAGUGAAACAAGAGAAGAGUUUCCGUGAGUGUGUGAUGUCCAGGCUCUUUUGGCUGCACGUGCUUUGGUUGUCAGUGAUGCAACUCAGACCUUACCUCUUCAUCGGCACCCUCAACCCCAUGCUGCAGUGGCUGACAGAGGGAGAGCCUUCACUGGUGAGCCGGUACAUUAAUGCCUUUGCUAUAACGCAGCUGUGUGGCGUGCUGUGUGCUCCCUGGAACGGUCUCAUCAUGGACAGAAACAAGGGCAAACCUCGUGCUGCAGGAGAGAGUGAACAGGAAGCAGACCUGCGGGCCACGGUGCUUUCUCUCUUCCUGACGGCGCUGCAGUGUCUGCUGUUCUCAGUUUGUGCCUCCACCCCGUACCUACCGCUUCAGUAUCUCACCUUCGUCCUGCAGGUGAUCAACCGCUCCUUCCUCUACGGCGGUAACGCAGCCUUCAUCAGUGUGGCUUUCCCGUCAUGCCACUUUGGGAAGCUGUAUGGUCUGGUCAUGGCUCUGUCUGCAGUGUUUUCUCUGCUGCAGUACGCCUGCUUCGCCCUGGUGAAUGGACCUCUGGACGGAGAUCCUUUAUAUGUGAACAUCGCUCUGACGCUGCUCAGCCUGCUCGCCUUCAUCCAUCCCCUCUUUGUCUACCUGCACUGUCGAAGUCUCGCCUCCAAGCGAGCCAUCAAUGCCUCCUCCUAAAGUCUGUGAAAUGAGACUCACAUUCAAAAUAUCUUUAAUAUCUCCAGUGACACUGUUACCUCUUCAGUUUGUUUAAUAGUGGCUAGAUUCCCAUGUCAUGUUUCAUUAAGGGCUUGUAAAUACAUUUCAGAUUGCAGUGAAGUGUCAUUUUGGGUUCAGCCAUAGCAUAUUUGCCACUCUCGGAUAAUGUUGUCAGCCAGAUUUAAUGUUUCUAUACUAAUCCAGAGCUUCUGGUGUGCAGCCUGCUGCAGUUAAUCAGUUACAAAAUAUUUUACCUCUUGUGAGUUUUCCAGUAUACAUCAUUUUAUUUUUUUACUGAUGCGUAAAUCAAACCUUUUUACACUUUUCUAGAAUUUCAGAGUGUCAGUUUAAGAUGCUGAUGUGUGUUUUGGUUUUUUUGAAAACCCAGCUUUAGCAAAUAUCAUCAUUGUCUGUUUUUACAGUUACAGUUGUGACUUGACUUUGUGUUUCUUGUAUAGACUGUAAAAAAAAAAGAUAGUGGACUCAUUCUUAAGUAAUCGAAAUGUUACCACUAACGUAUGAACUGAAAAUAUACCAUGAAGAGUCUAAGUUUUAAGACGAAAACUCACAGUGCCAAUAUUAAGAUAGCCACACCCAUAAGCAUAACCUGCUUUUUCGAAUAAUGUUAUCCUGAAAGGGACCAUGAUUUAUGCAAUGUGAGAACGUUUGCUGAGGUAAUAAAUCAAAUCAGAAGAAAGGAACAUUUUUUGAUUUACUUUCAUACAGAAUUCUUUUUGCAACAAACAGAGUCGCCCCCUGCUGGCCAUUAGAAAUAAUGCAACUUUAAGGUGCUUCUGCAUUGGCUUCACUGCUCAGGCCUGUAUGUUGGCCUUGGUUUACCAUUUUAUGUAACCAUAUAAUUUAACAUAUGUAUUGUAUUUUUUUUUUAAAUGUAUUCUUCGAAUGCACCAUAAACAUGGUGUGAUAUGUGACUAUAGUGCCAAAUUAUUACAAAUUUUAUUGUAGAACCUGAAAAUGUUACAGAUAAUGUUUAUAUCUGUGUUGACCUCUUCAAGUUAUCGCUAACUAUAUAUACACUGUACAUAUUUAUUUUUUACCUUGAAACAACGCUGCCAUCUGCUGGCUUUUCAGUUUAACUGUUAGCUGCUGAUAUCACUAUUGUGCCAAUUAUUAACCAACAUCAAAAUGAUCACCUGUUAUGUUUUGGUUAUAUUCAACAUAUGAAGUCUCAGGUGUUCAGUGUGUCUGUGUUGUUCAGUAGAAGAGUUUCAUGUAAGGAAGGAUUCUGUUUUUUGUUUUGUUUUUUUAUUAAAAGGGGAAAUAUGUACAUUUCUUUUGUUUACUGGUAAGUUUUGGGCUUUCUUUUUGUUGUAUUUUUAGUCCCAAGACUGACGUUGUUGUAAUGUUGUUGAAAUGUAACUUUAAAUAUGCAAACUUUUCAUUAUGUUGCACCAAAUUAAAUUCAUCUUUUGAUAUGUUUCAUGUCAUAAAGGG